AUGACUUGGAUACUGAGUACUGGUAUGGGCUCUCAUGAGGAUAAGUAUGGCAAGCAUGAUCGAACGACUUUUAGAAAGACAUACAGUUCCAUGAAAACGCUGUCUUUGAACCAUUUGACUGCUAAGCAGCAUAUGCUGAUGGCUCUAUGUAGGGACAUAUCCCUUUUACCGCCGUUAACCUACAUCUUCACAUCUUUGCGGAAAGCUUGGAAAGUCUCCAUGCGUACCAGCAUAAAACUUUACGAGCCACAAUCACUGAGGGAUACCUUCACAUAUUUCUGGCAAAAGCUUAAUAGUGCCUACGACAACAACUCAUCAUUUGAUGGGGCUCCGAAGAAAGGUGUAAGCGGUGACGAUAAGGAUUCACUUCUGCUGUCUGCCCUAACCACGGCCAGAGCGUCCGAAUAUCUUCUUUGCUCGCUUUGGUGCUUAGUGUCUUUAUACCUCUCGUAUGCCAUUCUCGACUCUUUGAUGGUCCGCUGGAUUGUUAAAUACUCCACUGUGGCCGCAAUCUUAAGAAUGUUCUCCAUGUCGUUGAUCAUCGUCACAUUGGAGCUCCUUCUACUAUCAUCUUUGUCUCCUGAGCUCGACUAUUUUUUGCAUACGUGGAUACUCAUUAGUUGUGUGCUAACCGCAGUAUACAUUUGGCAAAGCUAUCUUACUUCGGAUCUGAGGUAUAUCAGAAAUCGAGAAGGUGAAGUACAAGAGGACACCACUGUUCGAGAAGAAUCCGAUGACUAUGAUGAUGGUGUACAAGACGUUGAUGAGGACUCACAUGUCGUCGUAGCAGACGAAAACACAAUGGAUGUCCUUCCCAACGAUAUUCUCUCCGAUGAUAGUGAUGACCGAUCAUUUCCUAUUAAUAGGUCCUUAGGAUCGCAUUCGCAGAGCCCUAAAAGAUCAAAAAAACUUCCAAAAAAAGCAUUUAACUUCACUACCAAGAGAACGAUAGAUUUAUACAAAAUUACUGUGCUCUGUGUUGUUCCUGUGGGAUUGGCUAGUUUUAUCACCAUGUUAGGUUUACUGCGAAACUUGUUCAUCCAAAGAUUGGACGUAGAGCAAUUAGAAAGAAUACUGCAUGAAAUGCAUCCAUCCGCAUAA
Saccharomyces mikatae IFO 1815 is the source of this 1101-nucleotide messenger RNA. It is a transcript of the gene EOS1, whose product is annotated as Eos1p. Lineage: Eukaryota; Fungi; Ascomycota; Saccharomycetes; Saccharomycetales; Saccharomycetaceae. Gene Ontology annotation, cellular component: endoplasmic reticulum membrane. The record is from RefSeq and is a predicted model, not a curated record. Gene Ontology annotation, biological process: cellular response to oxidative stress; protein N-linked glycosylation. The transcript has a single exon. The coding region runs from base 1 to 1101 and encodes 366 amino acids.